Messenger RNA from Phycomyces blakesleeanus NRRL 1555(-), 378 nucleotides. RefSeq lists its product as hypothetical. The record is from RefSeq and is a predicted model, not a curated record. The transcript has 3 exons. The coding region runs from base 1 to 378 and encodes 125 amino acids. Lineage: Eukaryota; Fungi; Mucoromycota; Mucoromycetes; Mucorales; Phycomycetaceae.
AUGACUACAAAGGCAGCAAUCAGAAGAUUCAAUAAAGCUGGAAGAAAAGAAAAAGAAAGAGUAACAGGCAAAAACCGAAGAAAGAAAUCGAUACAAUAUAUGUUAUAUAAUUUUCUGUGGCUGUGGUGGUGGUGUACAGGGACAUAUAUCAAAAGACCCUCUAUUGGAAAGACAUUAGAGAGAAUUGUGGAUAAUCGGGACUUGUGCAACAGCUUGAAAAUGGAGGUUUCUGCAUUCAGCAUUAGUUCCAAGAUUACUGAUAAGUUUGUUGAUUAUAUUGGGGUAUGUAAAUUUGUUGAGUAUAAGAGCUACGGGAAAGGUAUUGAGGGUUCUGUAGCAGUUUAUAAGAAACUUGUUGACAUAGACGAGAGCUCUUAA